This is a messenger RNA of Perkinsus marinus ATCC 50983, 1254 nucleotides long. RefSeq lists its product as hypothetical. Gene Ontology annotation, cellular component: membrane. The record is from RefSeq and is a predicted model, not a curated record. The transcript has a single exon. Lineage: Eukaryota; Perkinsozoa; Perkinsida; Perkinsidae. The coding region runs from base 1 to 1254 and encodes 417 amino acids.
AUGGCCUCCGACAACAAAGCAGGGAGUUGCUGCUGCCGGUGCAAACCCUGGGUUUUCUUCAUUCUGUCUGCGGUUGCCGUUGUGAUAUCUAUUGUCUGUUUUGUCAUAGCCAUAGUUGCUAUGGUACCGUUUUAUAAUGCCUUUAUUGAUGGCAUUAACUAUGGACGGUUCAUCGAUAACACCUACCAGACCACUGACUGUGAAAACAUGGUUGCUGGUGAUGCUACCUGUGGUGGGAAGGCUUAUGAUGCCUGGCUCAUGAGCUCUGAUGAACUGUACAACACAUGUAUGAGUGAUCAGGAACCGUCAUCAAGUGCUGUUGCGCUCAGUUCGGCGUGGUGUGAUGCCAGCUCCGAUGACUGCUCCAAGGACAUGUGCCAGAAGGGUAUGCAGUAUGAUUACUAUGCAUACAACUUGACUAAUCCUGAGGAGGUUUUGAAGGGUGCAAAGCCUAUUGUGCAAGAGCUUACUCCUGUGCACACGGCCAUGAGCAUCACUAAGAACGAGUCCUCAGUUGAUACUGAUCUGUGGAAUAAGGAGGGUAUCGCCCAUUGGCAGGAGAAGGACGAGUAUGUCUUCUUCAAGGACGAUGAGACUGACCUUAUGAACCGGAAGGUUACUGUUGGUAACUUCGCACUUUUGAGUAAUCUUGAAGUUGCUGAUAUGUUCUUGAACCCUAUUGAGAUGAUCGAAACUGUUGGUGGUAUCAUGGCUUACCAUGUUAUGUCCAACAACUUCGUCGACGGGUAUGGUAACUUGAGUGCUACGACAAGGGCGGCUAUUGAGAAGGAAUACAAGACACCCGUCAGUGCUAUCAGGGAUCAGUAUUUCGAAGGUGGUCUUGCUAAGGCUCUUGGUGCUGCAAAUGACGACUCUGGUGAAUUGUCAUUGGAACCUUUCGCUGAUUUGUUCGGGAAGAAGUCAGACAUGGUAUUGCCUACUAGUAUGGGCAGCGACUAUUUCGGCUUUGCCUUUGGUUGCCCUGCUAAGCAAGAUCGGUCAACUGGUAGUUGCCAUCUCGACUCUAACAAUGCGGAGGACAAGUCUUUGGCGGAGAAUAUUGACUCUACUUUUUCCGCUAGCGCCAAGAAAGCUUUGUGGAACCUUAUCUACGGUACCAAGAUUUCGGACACUAAGUCUGUGCUUACUGCUCUAUUGCAACUGAAGAUGAUGGUCAAGCCGAAUGAGCUUAAGUCCUUCCUUACGCAAAUGCGAUAUGCUGGUUCGUACGCUCUCUACAUUUGCCUUGGUUGA